UAUGGCUAGCGGUGGCUCCGGCAAGUCCAGCAGCGAGGUCUCCGGCGGCGGCAUCCCCAGCAGCAGCUCCCUGCAGAGGAAAAAGCUCAUCUCUAUCUGCGACCACUGCAAGAUCAAGAUGCAACUGGUGGCCGAUCUGCUUCUGCUGUCGAGCGAGACCAGGCCGGUGAACACCGAGAGUCUGUCUGUCUUCGGUGAGUCCUUUGAGAAGUGCAGGGACACGAUCAUUGCCAGGACCAAAGGACUCUCCAUCUUGACCCAUGACGUCCAGAGCCAGCUCAACAUGGGACGCUUCGGGGAGGUGGGAGAAAGCCUGAUGGAGAUGGGGGAGCUGGUGGUCUCCCUGACCGAAUGCUCUGCCCAUGCUGCCUACCUGGCUGCAGUGGAGACUCCAGGGGCCCAGCCUGCCAUGCCUGGCUUGGUGGAUCGCUACAAGGUGACCCGAUGUAGGCAUGAGGUGGAGCACGGCUGCGGGGUCUUGAAAACCACCCCUUUGGCAGAUAUGAGCCCUCAGCUCCUGCUGGAGGUUUCUCAGAACAUGUCCAAGAACUUGAAAUUCCUGACAGACGCCUGCGUGCUGGCCAGUGAGAAAUCCAAGGAUAAAUUUGCUAAGGAGCAGUUCAAACUCAGUGUCAAAUGCAUGAGCACCAGCGCCUCUGCCCUCUUGGCCUGUGUCAAGGAGGUCAAGACCUCGCCCAGCGAGCUGACCAGGAACCGGUGCGUCUUGUUCAGUGGACCUUUGGUGCAGUCUGUCUAUGCUCUGGUGGGCUUUGCCACUGAGCCCCAGUUUUUGGGUAAAGCUGCCACCAUUAAUCCAGAGGGCAAAGCUGUGCAAACCGCCAUCCUAGGAGGAGCCAUGAGUGUGGUAUCUGCUUGUGUGCUCCUGACCCAAUGCCUCAGGGAUAUAGCCCAACACCCCGAAAGUAGCACCAAAAUGAGCGAUUACAGGGAACGGUUGAGGAACUCAGCUUGCGCCGUCUCGGAUGGUUGCAACCUGCUAUCUCAGGCACUAAGAGAAAGAUCUUCACCCAGGACUUUACCGCCAGUGAACUCCAAUUCUGUGAAUUAACCCCCACAUCUUCUGUUUAGAUCCCAGUCAUUGCUAAAGGAAAAUAAUAUCCCACCUCCUCACCCCUUUUUUGUAUACCAAAGAAUUUGCUUGGAUGAGCCCAGUCCUUUGAUUUCAUGUGGUGAAGAAGCAGAACGUAUUCAAACUAUAUGUACUAAUAAAGGUAGCCAGUUUUGGCUUCUUUUUAUUUUACUUUAAAGUUAAGCAAGUGUCUGCAGAUAAAUUUUCCUUUAUUCAACAAGGUCUUCACAAGUGGUAAAACUGUUUCAAAGUUUUUUAUAUUUGGGGAGGUGGGGGUAUCUUAGAAAAAGGAGAAAAAAAAGAGCUUUAAUCGCGCUGGGUGCGGUUUUUAAAGUUUGUCUUGUCUUGUCUUCCGAAGUUUCCCUUCUAAAUUUUGCUGUUCGGUUGUGCAGGAAAAAGGUUACCUCAGUUCUAACUCAUUUAAAAAAAUGAAAAAACCCAACAACACAUAGAUGAUGGAUGUAGCUACUAUUUUGUUUGUUUUUGUUUUGUAUGACUUUUUUUAUUUUGCAUCAAGUGUUAGGUUAGAAGUGCAUUUGGUGUGUAGGAGUGGAAGGACUGGAGGUUGUGAUUAUGUUUUCCAUGUGUUGAUUUCCAAACUGGGGGAAAAGCUACUGUGAGUGUUUAAACAAACAAACAAAAUUACACUAUAACAAAAGUGAUUUUUAAUUUUUUUCCAAUGUCAGUUUUUAUCUUGCAUGUACUGGAGUAUUUAUUUCAUCUAUUAAAAUGUUAUGUUUCUCAGA
Molecule: messenger RNA, 1836 nt
Organism: Haemorhous mexicanus (house finch)
Lineage: Eukaryota; Metazoa; Chordata; Aves; Passeriformes; Fringillidae
Gene: TLNRD1
Product: talin rod domain containing 1
Exons: 1
Coding region: 2-1069 (355 amino acids)
Molecular function (GO): actin binding
Source: RefSeq, a predicted model, not a curated record